UCCUCAUAAAUUCAUACAAAAAAGCGCCUUUUCGUAAAAAUUUAGUCUUUUUGUAUCUCAUUUGACUAAAAAAAUAACAAAUAAACUCUGUAAUAUACGAUAAUGCAUAAAUGCACCCAUUUAGAACUCAAAAGCUAGGUUCAGAAGUGAGAAACCCGUUCGUCAAUUACCGAAAGUACCAUAAGGUUAAAUUUCCAGUUUGUAUUUCGUGAAGUGUGUAAUAAAAAAAUUUCUAGCCUAAACUAGACUCCUAAACGCGCACUAAUUUCAUUACUGUCAAAUGCGAUCAAGCGUUCCAUGCUUAUUUUUGGGUAAACAAUAUACGUGAGAAGUAGAAGUUAAAAAAGUGAUUAUCGUAGAAUAACCUCGCGUUCAGUAUGGAUGAUGUGUUUUACAAAAUUAUCACAGGGAAUCCCGAAGAAGUUCGCAGAAGUUUAGAACGAUUUUCUGUUAAUCAGUAUGGGAACAAAUCAAAAUUUGAAGAGCUCAAUAAGGAAAAUAUUCGUUUGGACGUUUGGGAAGCAUUAUUUCGGCAACUCUCAGAUGAAACUUAUUCCUCCGUUCAUAGUCAGUGUCUAGCAACUCUUCGCAUACUCAGUCGAGACAAAACUAAUUUGGACGAUAUCAUCACCAAAGAAAAACUAAAUGCCGUAUUAAAAAACGCAGGACUGGCAGAAGCAGGAAGAGAGCAAAGUAAUCCUGAUGUAGCUGUUACUAUCGAAGCACAAAAGCUGCUUUGUAAUUUGCUAUUUAACAGUAUAAAUGUACAAAAAAUGAUAGUGGAUACAACUUAUUUAACACAUCUUAUAAAACGAUACAGUAAACACAAUGAAAGUCUUCCUCAUGAAAUGAAAUUAUUCGACAUUCGAAUUCUUUUCUUAACUACUGCUUUGAACGUUCCAACAAGAAGUGUCGUUAGGGAUACAUUUCUCGGCGAUACGUACCUGAUAAAAAUGCUGCAGGAAAUAUCUAAUCGUUAUGAAACCAUCCCAAUAAAGGAAGACGAUGUAAAUCUGGCUUGUGAAAUAUUAAAAACGCUUUUUAAUUUGUACAUACAACUCGACGAUUUGACUCAUAAAGCCGAAGAAAAAUUUAAGCGUCUAGUCUCCAUUUUACGCAGAUUAACUCUGAGUCAAUGUGAAACAAAAAAGGAGGAUCUUUGCAGUAAUAUCGUUAAUUUACUGACAGUAAUUCCACCUAAAUGUUACUCACUGUACAUGCAACCAGUGCAAGACGAUAAUUGCACCGAUGUCUAUGACAAUAUGGACAUGUCAGCAGUUUCAGUUUUAUUGCGCUUUUUGGAUCUGAGAUUAGAAUACAAAACAGAUUUGAUAGAAAACCUUUGUCCGAUCGUCACCUGCCUAAUAAGAUUAGCAAAAGGUGAAAGACUAAUGAGAAAAUUUAUGCGACUUCAGAUAUUACCGCCUUUGAAAGACGUAAUGAAAAGACCGGAGGAAGGAACUAGUAUCAGAGCAAAACUUUGUCAAUAUUUGACAUCGCCAAUAACAGAGUUGCGUGACCUUAUUGCGGAAUUGUUAUUUAUUAUCUGCAAAGAAAACGUGAGUCGGAUGAUUAAAUACACGGGAUAUGGAAACGCAGCAGGAUUGUUUGCAAACAAAGGAUUACUGGGUCGCCAACAACCAAAGACGGAAUACUCUUCAGAAUCUGAUGACAGUGAAACUGAGGAAUACACCAAAUAUAAAGAACAGAUUAAUCCAGUGACUGGAUGCUACGAAAAACCAAAGCCAAAUCCUCUCGAAGGGAUGAGUGAAGAGCAGAAAGAAUAUGAAGCUAUGCAGUUAGUCGGCCUUGUUGAUAAAUUGACAAGGGAAGGAGUAGUACAUCCUUGUACAAUUGGCGAGGAUGGAAAGCCAAAGCCAAUAGGACACGUCCUCGAAUUGCAAAACGAAUUGCCGAAACAAUAAACCGUUCGCGAUAGUUCAAACUCUGAUUAAGCAAUUUCCAACGUCUAAUUUAAUUGCAGACUCUUUGAUUGCAUGUAUUUAUGUAUUUUAAUUACUAUUUAUUUUUUUAAAUCGCAAAUUACUUAACGUAUCGUAUAAAGUAUUAUGCUAAAGUAUGAAACGUUUAGAUUUAUUUUAUUUAUAAACUCAAUCUUUAGUGCGAACACGCAUUCCAGAUUAAUAACUUUCAUCAAGUGCUAUGUUCUUUAUUGAAAGAUUAAAAACUAAUUUU
Belonocnema kinseyi is the source of this 2196-nucleotide messenger RNA. RefSeq names its product synembryn (gene ric8a). Gene Ontology annotation, biological process: G protein-coupled receptor signaling pathway. Gene Ontology annotation, molecular function: guanyl-nucleotide exchange factor activity; G-protein alpha-subunit binding. The record is from RefSeq and is a predicted model, not a curated record. Bases 378 to 1925 code for a protein of 515 amino acids. The transcript has 10 exons. Gene Ontology annotation, cellular component: cytoplasm. NCBI's taxonomy places the organism in Eukaryota, Metazoa, Arthropoda, Insecta, Hymenoptera, Cynipidae.